AAGAAGAUGAGGACACUCUCAUCAACCUAGACGCCGACCCCAAAACCCCGGCUUCGAGCAAGGAGUUAGAUGAAUCCAUGCUGGAUACACCUCCGCCCAGAACAGCAUCAGCUGAUCAACUCGCCUCUUCAUAAUGCACGGAAAAGGUGAAGUAUACAAGGUAGGUGACGAAUUAAGGGUGGUACAGUGCAACCUACAUCAUAGUAGGGUAGCAACUGCCACCCUUUGUCGCCACCUUGAUAUGAUGAUUAACACUAUCGCACUGAUCCAAGAACCUUGGGUUUUAAAAUUCAAGGUCUGCGGUUUCAGUGGUUUAAGCGGUUCUAUUUUUAGCUGCCCUGCCACUAAUAAGGUCAGAACUGCCAUUUACGUACCAAAACACGCAAACGCUCACCUGUUGCCUCAGCAUACAGGCAGAGACGUUACGUCGAUCAGAGUACGGUGUACCAUCAACCGAAAGGUUAAGGAAGUAACGAUGGCAUCAGUAUACCUCCCGUAUGAAGACCAGCCUCCAUCUCAAGGAUUGGAAAGGCUGGCCGAGGACGCGAGGAAAGGUAACUGGAAUCUUGUCAUCGGAUGUGACUCAAAUGCACACUCAACUGCCUGGGGCAGUGCUGAUGAUAAUGGAAGAGGCUCUGAGCCGACCUUUAUAACCGCUAGAGGUCAAUCAGUCAUCGACAUCACACUCGCUUCGAUGGGUAUCUCGUCUUCGAUCCACAAUUGGACGGUUUCCGACAAUGUUUCAAUGUCCGACCAUAGAUGGAUCACUUUCGAUCUUGGUACCAUAAAGAUUGGAAAGAACCUAAAGCGUAACCCCAGAAGGACGGANUUCUCAAGUUAA
Molecule: messenger RNA, 841 nt
Organism: Onthophagus taurus
Lineage: Eukaryota; Metazoa; Arthropoda; Insecta; Coleoptera; Scarabaeidae
Source: RefSeq, a predicted model, not a curated record